Molecule: messenger RNA, 2264 nt
Organism: Punica granatum (pomegranate)
Lineage: Eukaryota; Viridiplantae; Streptophyta; Magnoliopsida; Myrtales; Lythraceae
Source: RefSeq, a predicted model, not a curated record
UUGCCAUCGAAUAAAUACAGCGGCUGCAGUAGUCCUUCCCUCACUCUAUCGACUCCCCUUCUCGCGCCGUUCCGACAGCCUUUCCGUCAAGUCGGCAAAACACGGAUUUGUCAAAUCACCGGCAAAGCACAGAAGAGCCACACGUGUGGAUCGGCGGCGGGGCUACCACCAUGAGCACCCAAUCUGACGGAUCCAAAGGGGACGAGAAGGACGAGGAGGCCAGCCAGCUGCUGCCAACCCGGACUCCCUCCGACGGCGGAUCCGAUGACGAGGAGGCCGCAUUUGAAUCCAGAGAGAAGAUCUCGAUCGUCCACACGGACGCCUUGGACGUAACCGACGACGGCGCCACCGUCCUCCCUUUCUCGUGGAAGAAGCUAUGGCUGUUCACCGGGCCGGGUUUUCUGAUGAGCGUGGGGUUUCUGGAUCCGGGGAAUCUGGAAGGGGACCUCCAAUCGGGAGCAAUCGCGGGGUACUCGCUGCUAUGGCUGCUAGCCUGGGCCACCGUCAUGGGGCUGCUGAUCCAGAUGCUCUCGGCCAGGGCCGGCGUGGCCACCGGUCGCCAUCUGGCCGAGUUGUGCAGGGAGGAGUACCCGAAAUGGGCGAGGCUGGUGCUCUGGUUCAUGGCGGAGCUGGCCCUGAUUGGGGCCGAUAUACAGGAGGUGAUUGGGAGUGCAAUUGCGAUCCAGAUAUUGAGCAAUGGCGUGUUGCCCGUCUGGGCUGGGGUCCUCAUCACGGCAUCAGACAGUUUCUUAUUAUUGUUUCUUGAGAACUACGGAGUGAGGAAAUUGGAAGCUGUUUUUGCAGUUCUCAUUGGGACCAUGGCCCUGUCAUUUGCCUGGAUGUUUGGUGAUGCAAAGCCCAGUGGAAAAGAACUUUUAAUGGGUAUCUUGAUCCCGAGACUUAGCUCAAAGACUAUCCGUCAGGCCGUUGGAGUAGUGGGCUGCGUUAUAAUGCCUCAUAAUGUGUUUCUGCACUCUGCUUUAGUCCAAUCGAGGAAGAUUGACCCUCAGAAGAAGGGCCAUGUUCAAGAAGCAUUGAAUUACUACUUGAUUGAAUCAUCGUUUGCCCUCUUGGUCUCCUUUAUGAUCAAUUUGUUCGUAACAACUGUAUUUGCGAAGGGCUUUUAUGGGACCAAGCAGGCCAACAAUAUUGGACUGGUGAAUGCGGGACAAUAUCUUCAAGAGAAGUACGGAGGAGGACUUCUCCCAAUUCUCUAUAUCUGGGGCAUUGGGUUGCUAGCAGCAGGUCAGAGCAGUACAAUAACAGGAACAUAUGCUGGGCAAUUUAUAAUGGGAGGUUUCCUCAACCUUAAACUCAAAAAAUGGUUGAGGUCAUUGAUUACUCGUAGCUUUGCAAUAAUACCAACUAUAGUCGUAGCUGUUGUUUUUAACACAUCCGAAUCUUCGUUGGAUGUUCUGAAUGAAUGGCUUAAUGUGCUUCAGUCUGUACAGAUUCCUUUUGCCCUCAUACCGCUUCUUACCUUGGUGUCCAAGGAGCAGGUCAUGGGUGUUUUCAAAAUUGGCCCCAUUCUUGAGAGAGCAGCGUGGACUGUGGCUUUAUUAGUAAUUGUUAUAAACGGGUACCUCUUGCUAGAUUUCUUCUUCUCUGAAGUUAGAGGACUCUUUUUUGGUUCCUUUGUCUGCCUCGGAACAGCUGCCUACUUAGCCUUUAUAAUUUAUCUCAUCGCUCGUGAGGGUGCCUUGUCUUCCAGAUGGGUCAAAUUAAUGCACAUCAAGCAGCAAGAAUUAACUCCACAGAGUGCCUUCCCGUUGAACAAGUUUUGACACUAAUGAUAUCUAUUCAAGCUACUCAUUCUAAUCUACCUGAAGUAGAAGCUUGUAUCCCAUGAUCUUUGUGGAACCAUUCUAAAGGCGAAGAAACAGAUUGGAUGAACCGAAGCCUGCACUGACAUUGCUGUAAGAAGGUGAAUCGAUCACAAACUUUAGAAGAUGCUCAUGGUACAAGCUCGUCGUAUAUACUGAAGUUUUGACAUGACAAAGGAGAAAUGAGGAGAAAUGCCUUGCACACAUAUGGUUUCGUCCCAAUAAGAUUUUCUCUUUACCUUGCGAAGCACGUCUGUAUAUAUGUAGUAAUGCAGAUUCAACGAUUUGAUCUGAUAUCGGACCAUUCCUCGAUUUUAUGUGUUGAUCUUUUUCUUGAGUUUCUUGUUUUUAGAGCAAAGCAAUAAGACUGCCCUGUGUAUUCGGCACAAAGAAGAUCGUUUGCGGUUUAAUUCAGGUGAAUAUAAAAUCGGUUCUUCCAGA